Protopolystoma xenopodis is the source of this 1584-nucleotide messenger RNA. The record is from the annotation of a GenBank genome assembly. NCBI's taxonomy places the organism in Eukaryota, Metazoa, Platyhelminthes, Monogenea, Polystomatidea, Polystomatidae.
AUGCUCUCUGGUCAGCUUAUCUCACCACCAACAGUACUUUCGGGCUCCGGAGCAUCAGUACGCAAAGCCAUCCCUCGGAUUGCGUCACCUAGCUCAUCCUGCCAUCAAACACCCACUUCACCUGGAUCUGGCCUAACGCCGCCCUCUGCUUCUGCUGCGUCUACGCCUCUCAGUGUCACUGUGAAAUUGUCAGUCGGCGGUGGCAACUCGGGAGUUGCUGGUGCAUCAGCAACAGGAAGUGGAGGAAUUUGUCACCAUCAUCCACGCAAAAGCCGUGGAUCGCCCCCGGGGCCCGGUGAUGCCGCGGCUGGCUCUGGUCUCGUUGGUGUGAGAAAACGUAGUCCUGGUGGCACCCCUUUAAGCAGCAGUAGCAGUGCUGUACGCACGAGUAAUCUUGGUGGUGUAAGCACUGCUGGUAACGGUAAUAUUAGCAGCAGCAGUGGAGGGGGUGGAGGAGCUUCCUCCUCAAGUGGGGGUAAGCCGCAUAGACAGAACUUCACUCCUACACAGAACCGAAUUCUCACUGAGUGGUAUCAAGUACAUUCGCAUCGGCCCUAUCCAUCAACGGACGAUACCAAGUUUUUGGCCAAGCAAGCUGGUCUAUUUUACUCUCAGAGUAGCUGUGUGAUCGGCACAGCUAGUUCAGACGAGGGGGCUUGCUUCCGUCACUGUGCUAGCCGUCCACAGGCAGACUGGUGGACUGCCGAAUGUGCCCAUGUUCAUGCUCUAGUCCGGCCCGGUCCAUUCCGGUCCGGUCCGAGCCGGUCGGCUAUUCUCCUGUCCGUCUGUGCCUGGUCGUGUGUGUCCACUCCAGGCCGGUCUGGUCUUGUCUGUCAGUGCGAGUUGACACCGAACGCACUCGGGCCGCGUGCACUCCCAGUCCACGCUGCAACAGGCCCCGGUAGGUGGGCUGAACGCGCCAGCACGACUGCUCCCCACACCCUUGCUCCUCCACGCCGGCCUGCAUUGGGCACAGAGCCCGGCCACUCGUGGCCGACUGAUCCGGACGGCCAAGCCGCCGAAACGCACUCAGCCGCAGCACGGACAGACUCUGAGCGGGCACGGGCACACACACACACACACACACACACACACACAUGCACACACACACACACGCGAUGGAGGCAAGCACAAGUCCAAGUAAGCACACAGAUAAGACAUGUUCUCGGCCAGAUGAUUGUCGAUUCCCUUGCCCUUAACGGCAUACCGGCACGGUCGGCACUGCCGUCGGCCGCUCAUACGCACUCAUUUCCCAUUUUUAAUGUGCACUCAGCGCUCGAGGUAGAGACGUCGAGCCUGACUCUCCUGCCUCGGCAGACCGAGCCUGCGUCAGUCGAUUUUGCGUGUGUCUUCAUGCUGCGACGCGGCCAGAAACAGAGACAUCGCGCCUGGAUAUCGUGGCGACUAAAGGCAAAGGGGAUCGAUACACAGCCCCAAUGUUCGCCCAAUCAGGAGAGCACAGUUUCUCCUAUUCUUAUCCUCCCCAGUCUGGCCGGCCCUCUUCCCUUGGGCGUCAUCGUGUACAACACCGUGACACGUUUCAGUCAGAUGCUUAGGCUUGUCGGCCGAGCGAAGGAGAGAUAA